Canis lupus familiaris (dog) is the source of this 2006-nucleotide messenger RNA. RefSeq names its product zinc finger protein 691 (gene ZNF691). The coding region runs from base 528 to 1382 and encodes 284 amino acids. Gene Ontology annotation, molecular function: RNA polymerase II cis-regulatory region sequence-specific DNA binding; DNA-binding transcription factor activity, RNA polymerase II-specific. NCBI's taxonomy places the organism in Eukaryota, Metazoa, Chordata, Mammalia, Carnivora, Canidae. The transcript has 2 exons. Gene Ontology annotation, biological process: regulation of transcription by RNA polymerase II. The record is from RefSeq and is a predicted model, not a curated record.
CAUUCUUGUAAUCUCUGCAGGGCGAGGACAGAGUGGCCUCCACAGUGGUCACAGCAGCUGUCGUUUGCUGAAUUACUCGUACCUGCCACAACACACUGUAGGCAUUUCCUACGCACACAGAGCCCUGCAGCGUAGGCGGGUAUCACGGUGUGAGCAACGGGAGUUGGGGCUCGGAGGGCGUGAAUAGCUUGCACGGUUCUGUCGUGCGUGUCACCAUCGGGAUCCAGCCCUGAAUGUAGCCAGUGCUCCUUCCAUUACUGCUGUUGCGUGUUCCAGAAAUACUUGCUGACUUGAAGGAAGUCUGUUGGUUUCUACCAUCAGCUGUCACAGUCUGUGCCUCCACCCCUCAUCCCUUGGUCCUGUCACCCCAGCGGAUCUGCACCGGCCCUCUGUGCCUUCCGAGGUGCCAUCAUUGCUCUAGGGCCCAGAGGAAACACCACACUCAGCGGCAGCACUUCGUCCCCUCUCCCUGUCCUGGGCUGUAGGAACUCAGCUGGCAUCUGUUGAUGUUUACCUAGGGUUCAGAAAUGGGCAGUGAGAAGGAGCAGGAUCCAGAACAGCACCUGCCUGACGAAGGGGAAUGGGGUAAGCCCUGGAGAGUGGAUGACUCUGAGGGUUUUCGGAUCCCAGAUGGGGAGAAAGAGCGUGGGCAAGAGAGCCUGUCGGAGGGUCUGCAAGAGAUCCAUCCAAAAAAGCCCUGGCGGAAAGUCACUGUCCCCGCUGGAGAGCCUGGGGGCCCCAGGGCUCACCCGAGGCCCGAGACCGACGAGAAGCCCUUUAUAUGUGCCCAGUGUGGCAAGACCUUCAAUAAUACCUCCAACCUGAGAACACACCAGCGGAUCCACACCGGCGAGAAACCUUACAAGUGUUCUGAAUGUGGCAAGAGCUUCUCGAGAAGCUCCAACCGCAUCCGGCACGAGCGGAUCCACCUGGAAGAGAAGCACUACAAAUGUCCCAAGUGUCAGGAGAGCUUUCGGCGACGCUCGGACCUCACCACCCACCAGCAAGACCACCUGGGCAAGCGGCCGUACCGCUGUGACAUCUGUGGCAAGAGCUUCAGCCAGAGCGCCACGCUGGCGGUGCACCAUCGGACCCACCUGGAGCCAGCGCCCUACAUCUGCUGUGAGUGCGGGAAGAGCUUCAGCAACAGCUCCAGCUUCGGCGUGCACCACCGCACGCACACAGGCGAGAGGCCCUAUGAGUGCGCCGAGUGUGGGCGGACCUUCAGCGACAUCUCCAACUUUGGAGCGCACCAGAGGACCCACAGAGGGGAGAAGCCCUACUGGUGCACUCUGUGUGGGAAACAUUUCUCCCGGAGCUCAAACCUCAUCCGCCACCAGAAAACGCACCUGGGAGAGCAGGCCGGGAAAGACUCCAGCUGAAGGACAAUGAGGGAGAGGAGAGGGAGAGAGCCCAGCCUAGUGUCGGAAGAUCUGUAGGAUCUGCUGCUGCCCCCCUUGACCUCUAGCUCCUCAUCUCACUUUGGAGAAUGGAUUCCUGUUGCCUCUGAAGCCAGGAUCUCCAGGAAGUCUUGAGAAGGGACUCUCGAGUAAAGAUCCUUGCCUCUUUCCAGGCCAGUGUCUUGUCUUGGAAAGUUUGGAGGAUCCAGUCGUGGCUUCAUCUCCUCGGGAUGAAAGAGAAGUAGGGUAGGCUUAGCACAUGUUCCUAUCGUUAGGGCAACCCUCCCCUGGCCUUUGAGGAAGCACCUGUGGGGUGGGCAUCACAGUCUGAAGAUCCUCCAGAUCGAAUAUGAACCGCUUAGGGAGUAUCGCGGUGGCUGUUGGCUCCCAUCUGCUGGGCCCCACCUGCGCUGGGAGGAGCAGCCUUCCCAAUGCAAGGGGCCUCCUGGGCCUGGAGAAGAGGUCUGGUCCUGCCUUAGGAAUGAAAGGGAAGCCCUCAGGGAGCCAUGAUCCAGGGACCUUCACAGUCUGCCAUGUUUGUGACUUACACCCCCUGCAACCUGCAUCUGUUCCAGAGUGAUUAGCAGUAAAACCCUUCAAUGAAAA